AUGGCAUCAAAGCGAAAGGCGUCCGCCUUGACGGCGCCUGUGGAUGAAGAACCAGUCGAUCCUUCAGAUGAGCUCGCUUUCUACUGCUUAGGGGGCGGCAAUGAAGUUGGGCGAUCGUGUCACAUCAUUCAAUACAAGGGGAAAACGGUUAUGUUGGACGCUGGCAUGCAUCCUGCCAAAGACGGCUUUGCAGCUCUACCCUUUUUUGAUGAAUUUGACUUGAGCACAGUGGACAUACUUCUACUCAGCCAUUUCCACGUCGACCAUUCAUCCGCGCUUCCAUACGUGCUCAGCAAGACCAAUUUCAAAGGUCGCGUAUUGACAACGCACGCCACAAAAGCCAUCUAUAAAUGGCUUAUCCAAGACAACGUCCGAGUCAGCAACACAUCCUCCUCAUCUGACCAGCGCACUACCCUUUAUACCGAACAUGACCAUCUCUCUACCCUUCCUCUUAUUGAAACAGUCGACUUUUAUACAACGCACACUAUCAACAGUAUCCAGGUUACCCCUUACCCUGCUGGACACGUUCUGGGAGCUGCCAUGUUCCUUGUUUCCAUAGCCGGCCUCAACGUACUCUUCACUGGAGACUACUCUAGGGAGGAGGACCGACAUCUGAUUCCCGCCGAGGUUCCCAAGGGCAUCAAGAUUGAUGUCCUGAUCACAGAAUCAACCUUUGGUAUUUCAUCAAACCCUCCGCGUUUAGAACGAGAAGCCGCACUGAUGAAGUCUAUCACUGGAAUUCUUAAUCGAGGUGGCCGGGUCUUGAUGCCUGUCUUCGCUUUGGGCCGGGCUCAAGAACUUCUUUUAAUUCUUGAUGAGUACUGGGAGCGACAUCCUGAAUAUCAAAAAGCACCUAUAUAUUACAUUGGUAACAUGGCUCGCCGCUGUAUGGUUGUCUAUCAAACUUAUAUCGGAGCUAUGAACGACAACAUCAAACGACUUUUCCGUCAAAGAAUGGCCGAAGCCGAGGCUAGUGGUAACACGAGUGUCAGUGCAGGUCCUUGGGAUUUUAAGUACGUGCGCAGCCUUAGGAGCCUUGAGCGGUUCGACGAUGUUGGCGGUUGCGUUAUGCUUGCUUCGCCGGGUAUGCUUCAGACUGGUACUAGCAGGGAGCUCUUGGAGCGGUGGGCCCCCAGUGAACGUAACGGAGUAGUUAUGACUGGAUACAGUGUCGAGGGAACAAUGGCCAAGCAAUUACUCAACGAGCCAGAGCAAAUUCCAGCAACCAUGUCCAAGGUUUCAGCCGGUCCUGGCAGCCGUACAAAUCCAAUGGCCGAUGACGAUCAGAAAGUGAUGAUUCCCAGACGUUGUACUAUUGACGAAAUCAGCUUUGCGGCCCAUGUCGAUGGUGUCGAAAAUCGAAACUUUAUUGAAGAAGUUGGGGCACCUGUUGUGAUCCUUGUACAUGGAGAAAAACACCAGAUGAUGCGCUUGAAAUCGAAACUGCUCAGCUUGAAUGCCGAUAAGACCGUUAAGGUCAAGGUCUACACACCAGCCAAUUGCGACGAGAUUCGCAUUCCUUUCAGGAAAGACAAAAUUGCGAAAGUUGUUGGCAAGCUUGCUGAGGAAACCCAGCCCUCAGACUUGGAUGAGAGUGAACUUAUGGCGGGAGUUCUCGUGCAAAACGGGUUCGACUUGUCCUUGAUGGCUCCAGAUGAUUUGCGUGAAUACGCGGGUUUAACUACAACCACAAUCACUUGCAGACAGCACCUGACGCUCAAUUCUGCCACCAUGGAUCUGAUUAAAUGGGCUCUCGAAGGCUCUUUCGGGGUUAUCGAAAAAUUCGGGACCGAAGCAAAAAAAGAGAAUGGAACAAAUGGCAAACUGUUAGAAGAAGCCGAUGAGGAGAUUGAAUAUGCGGAGAACGAAGCGUACCUGGUGAUGGGAAGUGUGAUUGUGCGAUACAUGGCGCGUACACGCGAGGUUGAGCUGGAAUGGGAAGGUAAUAUGAUGAACGAUGGGGUGGCUGAUGCAGUUAUGGCAGUACUCUUGACUGUUGAGAGCAGCCCUGCAUCAGUGAAGCAAUCGUGCAAACAUAAGCACCACGACCACGACCACGACGAUAAUCUAAUCCAACAAACCCACAAAAACCUCCGCGCACAGGAACGCUUUGCCCAGCUCCUGAUGGUCCUAGAAGCUCAAUUUGGCGAAGCCGUCGCACCAAUUGAGCGCCCGCGUAUUAACAUGAACAAGCCCGCAGCCGAAGCAUCUGGCGAGCUGGCGACAGCCGAAGGCGACGAAGAAAAGCUGUCGGAAGAAGAACUUGCCCAAGCCGAGGCCGCAGAGCUCUCACGCUUACACGCCCUUGGUAUCCCGUUUCCAGGAGUUGAGAUCAAGGUUGACCACCACGUUGCGCACGUGUACCUGGAAGAUCUCGAGGUUGAGUGUGCCAAUGCUAUACUGCGGGAUCGAGUCCGGGUCGUGCUCGAGAGGGCUGUGGAGACCGUCGCGAGCAUGUGGACUGAAGAGGUGAGGAGUAAGAAUGGUUAUAUUGCAAAUGGGAACGGGGUCGCAUACGACCAGAACAAGUUGGCGGAAAAGAAAUUGGCCAUGAUUGAGACGUAA
This is a messenger RNA of Talaromyces proteolyticus, 2565 nucleotides long. RefSeq names its product putative cleavage and polyadenylation specifity factor, 73 kDa subunit. The coding region runs from base 1 to 2565 and encodes 854 amino acids. Lineage: Eukaryota; Fungi; Ascomycota; Eurotiomycetes; Eurotiales; Trichocomaceae. The record is from RefSeq and is a predicted model, not a curated record. Gene Ontology annotation, molecular function: RNA binding; RNA endonuclease activity; 5'-3' exonuclease activity. Gene Ontology annotation, biological process: mRNA 3'-end processing by stem-loop binding and cleavage. Gene Ontology annotation, cellular component: mRNA cleavage and polyadenylation specificity factor complex. The transcript has 5 exons.